UUCAACUGCGUAAGAUACAACACCGGCAGAAUUAUUUAUUUUUUGUUAAAGAUUUUCUUGUACUAUCAACAAUGGAAAAUAAUUCCAAAGAAGUAAAUUACAGUAAAGAUGAAGAAACGCCUCCGAAUUUUUUAAAUCAAGAUUUUUUUGAAAGUGUUCUUCAGAAAACCGAAAAUGAUAGCACACUAAAGAUAAGAAGCCUCCAAAUAGCGCCGGGAACGAAAGCCGGUGAUCAUUUUCUCAGCAUAAUGUUUAGAGUGAAGAUUUCUUACACAUCUCAAAGCAAGGAUAUUCCAUCGAGGUCCUUGAUUGUAAAAACGAUACCUGUCGAUGAUGGCACGAAGAAGGAAAUGUUGAAAGUAAUGCCGGUUUUUGAAAGAGAAACACAAUUUUACACUGAAGUUCUGCCAGAUAUGGAAAGAUUAAUGAAAUCAAUUGGGGAUGAUGAAAAAAUAGCUCCAAGAUUAAUUUACCAUGAUUCAGAUCCUUUUAUCCUCAUUUUUGAGGACCUCUCAGUGUAUGGGUAUGAAAUGAACAAGGAAUUCUUUGACUUUGAUAAUACAGUGAAAGUUGUGAAGAGAUUAGCCAAGUUCCACGCUCUGUCCUUCUACAUGAACGACAAUAAAUACAAUUUCUACGCUGAUUUCACAAAAUUCACCCCAAUGAUAAAUGAAUCUGUGAUAGAAAGGAUGAAAGUUUUCUUCGAAGGAUUCAACUAUGUUGUGGAGGAAGCUAAGAACUGGCCAGGAUUUGAAAAAAUCAUCGAAAAGCUCUCCGAACAGAAUGAAACUUUCGUAAAAAAGCUUCUCAGCAUUUAUGAACCAAACGCUAAUUUUGAAUUUAAAGUCCUCUGCCAUGGAGACUACCACAUAAAGAAUAUGAUGUUUAUCAAAAAUGAAGGAAAUAUCGACAAGACGAUGCUUCUGGACUACCAACUGUGCUUCUGGACGUCUCCAGCUUAUGACUUAAUCUACCUUCUCUAUGCCUUUGGGGAUGCUUCAUGCCGCAAGCGACGUCAAGAAAUUCUUCUAAUCUACUACGAAUUCUUCACGGAAUACCUCAAUCGUCUGGGAUGCUUAACAAAGCCUCCAACUCUGUUGCAGCUCAACAUGGAUAUGCUGAGAAUGGGUAUUCUCGAAAUUUUGUGGGGUAUAUGCUACCUGCCCUUCUUCUGUUUGGAUUUUACAAAAGUUGAUGCAGAAACAGUCGCUGACCCAACACCUGAAGCUAUGGAAAACGUUCGGAAAAUUAUGUAUAAAAAUGAUAAAAUUGUAGCUUUGCUAAAAGAAGUAUUGCCGGAACUUUUGUAUAAAGGUAUUUUGUCAGUAUAUAAAAUGACAGAAGCAAAAAGACUGAAAAUUGAACUGAAAAGUGAAGCUAAAGCUCCAGAAUUCUUGAAUAAAUCCUUCUUUCAGGACAUUCUACGAAAGCAUGAUGAGAAUGAGGAUAUUGAAAUUACGAAGUUUGAAUUAAUUCCCGGAUCUAAGCUUCGAGAUCAUUUUUCCAGUGUUACAUUCAGAGCUGUUGUUUCGUACAAAUUAAAUGAGAAUGAAAUAACCAGGCCGUUGAUUGUGAAGCAAUGCCCUCCUGCUGAUGAAAUUGAGAAGGAUAAUCUUCAUCAAGUGCAACUCUUUGAUAGGGAGUUCGAAAUGUACACUAAAGUUUUUCCCGAGAUGACACAGAUAUUGCUUUCGAUUGGGGAUAUGAAUGAAAUUGCUCCAAGCCUUAUUUAUCACAAUGAAGAACGAAAAAUUCUCAUUCUUGAAGACAUUGCCCGGAAUGGCUUUGAAGAGCACAGGGGAUUUUUGGAUUUUGAUGAUGUCAUAAAAAUUAUAGAUCAUUUAGCAAGUUUCCAUGCUCUCUCCUACUACAUAUACGACAAUAAAUAUGAUCAUCCAAUUGAUCUCACAAAAUACUCUUGCAUGACGACAGAAAAGGUAACAAAGAUACAAAAGUUCUUUGACGACGCUUUCGACUGUCUCAAAGAAGAAGUUGCAACAUGGCCAGGAUAUGAAAUGUAUGCAGAAAAAAUUGGAUCUCUCAAGGAAACCUUCAUGAAGGAUCUUCUGAAUGCCUAUCAACCUCAUCCUGGGAGAUUCAAUGUUCUCUGUCACGGCGACUUUACCAUAAAAAAUUUAAUGUUCACGAAGAGUGAGGGGAAGAUCAACGAGACGAUAUUCUUAGACUUUCAGAAGUCCUUCUGGGCAUCACCAGCAAUCGAUUUAUUUUCCCUCCUGUAUGGAAUUGGGAAUGCCGAAUGUAGAAAGCGCAGAGGAGAAAUUUUACUGAGGUAUCAAGAAUUUUUUGCAGACUCUCUGCAUCUCUAUCAGAGCAUAAGAAAGCCUCCAACAUUGCUGGAGAUUAAUAUUGAGAUGCUGAGAGUUGGUGUUUUGGAGAUUCUCUGGAUCGUCUGCCUAUUGCCACUGUAUUACAUGGAAUUUUCCGAUGUUGAUGGGGAAAAAGGGUUUGAUCCUUCAUUAGAUUGUCUGAAGGAUGUAAAGGAAAAAAUUUACAAAAAUCAAGCUUAUGUUGAAGUGAUCAAAGAAGCUCUUCCGGAACUUCUCUACAAAGGAAUCCUACAUCCUUGAGACGGUGUAUAAAUUUGUUUUUCUUUGAAAAGGCCCUACAGCUGGUCUAAUCAAGGAUCUUCCUCCAUCUGUCCCUAUCCCGCGCAUAAAAUUAUAUAAGAAGGACAAAAGUUAAGAGGAAAAGCUAAGAGAUUAUUGCAAAAAUAAUAAGAAUUAUUUAUUCUCUUUUCUAAAUAAAUUGAAAUUUCUAAUAUUUCAA
Lutzomyia longipalpis is the source of this 2787-nucleotide messenger RNA. RefSeq lists its product as uncharacterized. Bases 72 to 2588 code for a protein of 838 amino acids. The transcript is spliced from 8 exons. NCBI's taxonomy places the organism in Eukaryota, Metazoa, Arthropoda, Insecta, Diptera, Psychodidae. The record is from RefSeq and is a predicted model, not a curated record.